This is a messenger RNA of Prorocentrum cordatum, 1149 nucleotides long. The record is from the annotation of a GenBank genome assembly. NCBI's taxonomy places the organism in Eukaryota, Dinophyceae, Prorocentrales, Prorocentraceae.
AUGCCGGAGCCACCGUUCCGGGGCUACCGCCAGGGCCCACGAGAGCGGCGAAAAAAGGACAGCGACGGCGACGGCGGCCAUAAUGACGGCAACGACGACGAGAGCGACGGAAGCGCCGGCGCCGCGGCCGCGUGGGCGCCCCCGCCUGUCCGCUUCGCGCUACCCCGCGGCGAGCUCGGCGGCGAGCUCGGAGGCGCGGCGAGACGGCCUGCUCGCGGGAGCCUACGAGCAGCUGGCCUUGGAGCUGCAAGGCAGCCCCCCUGCCGCCGAGGGCCCGCAGGGAGGCCCCUCGCCCAGCGCGGGCGGCUCCGCCGCGGGCUGCAGCGCGGCGGCUCCGGAGGCCGCCGAGGCGGCAGCCCACGAGCCGCCGCGGGAGGCGGCAGUCUGGUGCAGGGCGCCCGCGCGGCGGCUACGGCGCCCCGCCUCGGCCUGCCGCGCGCCGCGCGCAUGCGAGGCCUGAGGGCCGCCUGCAGGCCCAGGCGCGCCGCUGCCGCGGCCCCCUCCGCGGGCAGCCUCCGAUCGGGCCACGACGUCCUUGACGACGAAAACGACGACGGCGACGACGACGACGACGAAAACUACGCGGCGGCCUUCCCGGCGGCGGCGGCGGCGGCGGCGUCCGCUGUGGCCACGGCCUGCCUGCGCGGGGCCGCCCGCGGGGCCAGUGGCCUCUCCGUGGGCAGCGCCCCCCAGCAGCGCCCCGCGGCGGAUCGGUCGCCCCGGCUGGCGGCCCGCGGCGGCGGUGGCCUCCGGACGACAAGGCCCCCAACGGUGUCGAGGGCAGCGCCAUCAUCAGCAAGUUUCUCGAUUGAUCUCCAUCCGGAUUUAUCCUCGCCUUGUCUUCGUUUUCACACGCUGCCCAGGCCGGUAAGACUGACCCUUCGCCAGAGUGACUUGUAAUGCAGGCGCACAGGGGUCUCCUGUGAACUGGCUUGCGCGCUUGGGUCUUGGUCCCCCGCGGCCUCUGAAGCCGCGCACCACAUGUCACUCCUGCCUAGGGUCGCUCUUCCUUGUAGCCGAUUCCACGAUGCCGAAUGACUGAAUUCGUGCUUGCACGACGUAGUUCCUGGCCGCUCGCCGCGGCGCAGUGCGCGCGACAAAAGGGAGUGCGUAUCGCGAGCACCAGCGGAGCAGAGCCGAAGUUCCCAG